Molecule: messenger RNA, 512 nt
Organism: Quercus robur (English oak)
Lineage: Eukaryota; Viridiplantae; Streptophyta; Magnoliopsida; Fagales; Fagaceae
Product: clustered mitochondria protein-like
Exons: 4
Coding region: 75-446 (123 amino acids)
Biological process (GO): organelle organization
Cellular component (GO): cytoplasm
Source: RefSeq, a predicted model, not a curated record
AAGUGAGUCCAUAUCUUACGAAUGUUGUGCUUCCAAAGUUUGUACAAGAUCUUUGCACGCUUGAAGUUUCACCUAUGGAUGGACAAACAUUAACUGAAGCACUCCAUGCUCAUGGAAUUAAUGUUAGCUAUAUUGGAAAAGUGGCUGAUGGGACAAAACAUUUACCACAUUUGUGGGAUCUUUGUUCUAAUGAGAUUGUUGUUAGGUCUGCAAAGCACAUCCUCAAGGAUGUUUUGAGAGAUGUAGGGGAUCAUGAUAUUGCGCCAGCUAUAUCACAUUUCUUCAACUGCUUUUUUGGAAGUAUUCAAGCUGUUGGCUCAAAAGUUGCUGCCAAUAAUAUGCAGUCCAGAACCCACAAAAAGGACCAAGGAGGCCAUCAAUCUUCAGGAAAGCCUUCUAAGGGGCAAGGAAGGUUUAAUGGUGGGGCGUCUGCAAGGAUGAAUUAAUCGUCAUUUAUGAAUGUUAGCUCAGAAACUCUAUGGUCAGACAUACAAGAAUUUGCUAAACUCAAA